CUCUUGGUUCUAAACUUUAACCUAACCUAAUCUCUAAACUAUGGUUGAGUGUUAGUUUAGUGGCAUUAGAUCUUGUUGCGUUACUAUCAUCAUAAUAAUCUUAUCAAGAUUUAGAAAAUCUUAAUCUUCCAAAACCCUAGAUUCAUGAAUGUAGGUUAUACAAAUGUCACUUCCUUACCAUAAAUAGUAAAACAAAAAUCAUUAAAAACCAAUGGUAAACCCAAAUCUCUGAUUGCCCAGCGUCCAUUUUAAGCCUCUGUUUCGAUCUGCACAACACACAUACACACAACACAACACAAACCACAGUCUCUCUUUCUCUCUCUAUCUAUCUUCUCUUUCUCUCUCUAUCUCUAUCACUGAAACCCAAAGAGAUCCACCAUUUGUUCUUUUUUCCUUCACACAGAGAACUGUUUUCUUCCACACUUCCUUUUUACUAGGCAGUGUUAACCAAUUGAGAGAGAAAAAUGAUGGUUGAUGAAAAUGUGGAAACCAAGGCCUCUACUUUAGUGGCAAGUGUUGAUCAUGGGUUUGGAUCCGGGUCGGGUCAUGAUCAUCAUGGGUUAUCGGCGUCUGUGCCUCUUCUUGGUGUUAACUGGAAGAAGAGAAGGAUGCCUAGACAGAGACGAUCUUCUUCUUCCUUUAACCUUCUCUCUUUCCCUCCUCCUAUGCCUCCUAUUUCCCACGUGCCAACUCCUCUCCCCGCACGUAAAAUUGACCCAAGAAAGCUAAGAUUCCUCUUCCAAAAGGAACUCAAGAACAGUGACGUCAGCUCUCUCCGACGUAUGAUACUCCCGAAGAAAGCCGCGGAGGCUCACUUGCCGGCACUUGAAUGCAAGGAAGGGAUUCCUAUAAGAAUGGAAGAUUUGGACGGUUUUCACGUUUGGACCUUCAAGUAUAGGUACUGGCCAAACAACAAUAGCAGAAUGUACGUGCUAGAAAACACAGGCGAUUUUGUGAAUGCUCAUGGUCUGCAGCUAGGUGACUUCAUCAUGGUUUACCAAGAUCUCUACUCAAACAAUUACGUUAUACAAGCAAGAAAAGCAUCGGAAGAAGAAGAAGUAGACGUAAUCAAUCUUGAAGAAGACGACGUUUACACAAACUUAACAAGGAUCGAAAACACUGUGGUUAACGAUCUUCUCCUCCAAGAUUUUAAUCAUCACAACAACAACAACAACAACAACAGCAACAGCAACAGCAACAAAUGUUCUUACUAUUAUCCAGUCAUAGAUGAUGUCACCACAAACACAGAGUCUUUUGUCUACGACACGACGGCUCUUACCUCCAACGAUACUCCUCUCGAUUUUUUGGGUGGACAUACGACGACUACUAAUAAUUAUUACUCCAAGUUCGGAACAUUCGAUGGUUUGGGCUCCGUUGAGAAUAUCUCUCUCGAUGACUUCUACUAGAUAAUCAAUCGAUGGGCUCAUGGUAUUCUUGAUGGUGAUCAGCUAUUUAAUAUCCUUAUAAUAUAUAUAAGAAUUAAAUGCAAUUUGCAUAUAUAUUAUCAAGUGUUGAAUAUAACAUUACAGUUUAUAUGAAAAUCAUAGCUAGAUGUGAGUCAUGAAGGUGUGUUGUAUUUGAUGAAUAAAUGUUAUUUAGUGUU
Molecule: messenger RNA, 1603 nt
Organism: Arabidopsis thaliana (thale cress)
Lineage: Eukaryota; Viridiplantae; Streptophyta; Magnoliopsida; Brassicales; Brassicaceae
Gene: FUS3
Product: AP2/B3-like transcriptional factor family protein
Exons: 6
Coding region: 465-1406 (313 amino acids)
Biological process (GO): embryo development ending in seed dormancy; response to auxin
Cellular component (GO): nucleus
Molecular function (GO): DNA-binding transcription factor activity; DNA binding
Source: RefSeq, marked reviewed